AUGUAUCGAAUUAACUAAAAUGAUGAUCCAGAAUAUGAUUAAUUUGAUCCUGAUAAUUUGGAUAUUGAGGAAGUUGUGAGGCAAAGAUGGAAAUAAAGCAAAGGAAAUUUAGUAGGAAUGCAAAAUAAUAGAUUACCUUCUUUUAGAAAGAGAUUUAUAGAUCCUAUAGUAUCAUAAACACGCUAAGUUGAAGAAUUUUUAAAAGAAAAUGCAAUUUCUUUUAAAACACCAGAUGGAAAACUUCCUGUUGAUCCUUUUUUAACUUGGGAGAGUAUAAAUCUUCCCCUUAAAAUAAAAAAUGUAAUAGAUGAGCUUAAAUUUCGUAAUCCUACUCCAAUUCAAUCUGUCGUAUUCCCUUUGAUUUUAAGUGGAAAUGAUGUUAUUGGAGUUGCAGAGACCGGGUCAGGCAAGACCUUUGGGUAUUUAUUACCUGGCCUUAUUUAAUUGUCUGGUCAAAAUUACCCAAAUAAUUUCAGAAGCUAAAUAAACGGACCAGAAAUGCUAAUUCUAGCACCGACUAGGGAAUUAGUUAUGCAAAUCACCUAAUAGGUUUAGUUAUUUGUGAGACCUGGAGAUGUUGCAAAUGCUUUUGGAGGAUAAAAUAGAGAUCUAUAAGCAUAAUAAAUAAGAUAAAACCCAACUAUCUUAGUAGCUUGUCCAGGUAGAUUGAAAGACUUCUUAGAUGAUGGAAUUGUAAAUUUAUCAAAAGUGACUUAUCUUGUUAUAGAUGAAGCUGAUAGACUAUUGGAUAUGGGAUUUGAAGAUGAUGUUAGAGAAAUAGUUUCACAGAUUAGAUAAGAUAGACAGACAGUUUUCUUUUCUGCAACUUGGCCUAAAGCUGUAAGAAACUUAUCAUUUGAUUUUUGUGCAGAGAAUCCUGUAUAUGUUUAGGUGGGUAGGUCUAAUCUAACCAUUAAUAAGAAUAUAGAUUAAGAAAUCAUUUGUCUGUACAAUAAUGAAAAAUUAUAAACUUUGCUGGAUAUUUUGGACUAGUUGAAAAUUACUGACAAAGUAUUGAUUUUUGCAGAAACUAGAAUAAGUUGUGAAAAACUAUCGGUUGAUAUGACUAGUGAAGGUUAUUAUGCAGUUGCACUUCAUGGGGAUAAAACAUAAAAACAACGAGAUGAGAUUAUGUCAUACUAUAAAAAAGGUGAUACUAAGUUGCUUUGUGCCACUGAUUUAGCCUAGAGAGGAUUAGACGUUUCAGAUAUUACCGUUGUAAUCAACUAUGAUUUUCCAAAAUAUAUAGAUGAUUACAUUCAUAGAAUAGGUCGAACGGGAAGGGCAGGUAGAAGAGGGAGAGCGUUUAGUUUUUUUUCUUUUGAGAGAGAUACGCCUCAGAUGGCUCGAGAAUUACUAAAAUUGAAUAAUAUACAUUAGAUUAAAUUUAACUAUAAGCUCAUGGAAGAGAUUGCAAAUGGAAUAAAAUAAUUUAGAGAUCCAAAUACAUAGAAGGGUUAAAUUAAGUAUGGUACUUAACUCAUGACUCAUUAAAAUAACUCCAAAUUUAGAAUGCCCAAUUUAACGUAAGAAGAAAGGGCUAAUCUUUAUAUGCAGUCUUACCAAUAUGAUAAUCUAAAUAGAUAAAAGUAUGAUUAAGGCUAUGAUUACAAGAAACAUCAUCAUGGAUAAUAUAAUAAUAAUAGGUUUCCCUAAAGAGAGGAAAACUUUUAUUAAUAAUAAUUCCGAAAUCAGGGAUAUCAUAAUUAAAGAAGAUAAUAGUAACAAAAUUAUAGGCCAUAUUAAUAACAUUAAUAAGGAGAACAAAGUGAGUUUCAACGAUAACGUAGAGAAGAUUAUUUAGAUCCUGAUAGAGGUAAUGGACGAUAAGAAAACUAUAGAAAUCAAUAGCCUAGAUUUGGAAACUAAGGUCAUGAGAAUUAAAGACGCAAUUAUGGAGAAUAAAAUAAUUAAUACGAAAGCCACAGAAAAUUUUAGGAUGAUAGAACGGAUUAAUUUGAUCAAAAUAGAUACACAACCUUCUAGUAUCCAAAUAAAGAGUUGCAGUCUUCAAAUAUGAGAGAUUAGCAGUAAGAAACCAGAAAUCAAUAUAGGUUUGAUUAAUCAAAUAAUGACUACAGAGGUUAAACAAAUACUUAUCCUGGGUAAUCCAAUUAGAAUUUUAGAGGAGAUACAUAAUUUGAUUAAUAAACUGAAUCUUCAAAAAAUUAUAGAGAUUAAUAAUACCAAUAUAAUUAUAGAAAUUAAUAUGAUCAUUAAUAACCUUAUGGUUAAAUGUAAGGUUUUAAUAAUUAAAGGGAUUAACAUGGCUUCUAGAGAAAUCAACACAAUAAUCAAAGAUAGUAAAACAAUUGGAAUGAAAACAAUAAUAACAAGUAAGGAUAUCCAUAGAGACCUAAUGAUUAAUAAUUCAUGAAUCCAUCUUUUUCAGGUAAUUCUAGAGAUAAAAAUUUUGAUUAUUAAAACAGAACAAAUAAUAGAAGCUAAUAAGAUGAUAUAAGAGGAAAUCAAAAUUCUAGAUAAUAAAGAAACUACAAUUAAGAAUAAGAUAAUGAGAAACUUAACUAUUAAUACAAUGAUCAAUAAAGGCGAAACAACUAUAGAAAUUUUGUGGAUGUAAGCAAACCUUUAAUUGACGAAUUCUAAAUGAGAGCUGAUUAAAUUCAAUAGCCUGAAUCUAUUAUUAAUCCUGAUUUUAAUAACUUCAAAUUUAAUUAAGGCCAGAGUUAGGAAAUUUUAAAACAUGAUUAAAUUCAAAAUCCCUCUCAAAAUACAAGUUUUCAACCUAAUCAAGAGCAAAAUCGAAGAUUUAAUGCAAAUUAAGAGGAACCAGAAAAAAGAGUCAGUCUAAACGCUGAAUAACCUACUAUAAAUAGAUUUUAUGACAAUUAAAGACCAAACCCAAAUAUUUAACUUCCCCAAGCAAAACUAGAACAAUAGACUUUUAAUUAAUAGUUUGAAUAGAAGCAACCUCAGAAUAACUUUUUCAAUAAAAAUUCUCAAAAUUAACCAUAACUUAUUGAUCAAUAGAAUAAUUAAAAUUAAGUAACUGUGGUAGAUUAAAAAAUAGUUUAGUCACCGAAACAUUAUGAGAAUUCAAGGCAAAAUAAUGAGAGACCUAAUUUCAUUUAAUAAUAGUUUCAGAACAAUUCCAGACCAUCUUAAAAUGAUUAUCAAAGUUUCAAUAGGAAUGAAAGAAUUUAGGAUGAAUCUGAUGAGGAUGAUAAUUAAUAUGAUUUCACGCGAUAUUCUAGACAAGUGAAUGAUAAUUUGAAGAAACCUGAACCUUAAGCAAUCCAAAGAUAAAAUCAAAAUGAAGGAGGCUAUAGUUGGAAUAAUUCGAAUAAAGGAGAAAUCCAAGAUUCAGAAAAAAAAGAUGUAGAUUCCUAAGCUUAAUAUUGA
Molecule: messenger RNA, 3363 nt
Organism: Paramecium tetraurelia
Lineage: Eukaryota; Ciliophora; Oligohymenophorea; Peniculida; Parameciidae
Exons: 8
Cellular component (GO): cytoplasm; ribonucleoprotein complex; nucleus
Molecular function (GO): RNA binding; RNA helicase activity; ATP binding
Source: RefSeq, a predicted model, not a curated record